This is a messenger RNA of Rhipicephalus sanguineus (brown dog tick), 1266 nucleotides long. RefSeq lists its product as uncharacterized. The coding region runs from base 1 to 1266 and encodes 421 amino acids. The record is from RefSeq and is a predicted model, not a curated record. Gene Ontology annotation, biological process: DNA integration. The transcript is spliced from 4 exons. NCBI's taxonomy places the organism in Eukaryota, Metazoa, Arthropoda, Arachnida, Ixodida, Ixodidae. Gene Ontology annotation, molecular function: nucleic acid binding.
AUGUGGUAUCUAGAUGAUGUUAUUAUCUUUGGACGCACAUUUGACGACCACAACGAGCGUCUAGGCAUUGUGCUCAGCUGCAUACAAAAGGCUUCUCUUGUGCUCAACUCCAAGAAAUGCCAUUUCGGUGAACGCCAAGCCUUGGUGCUGGGACAUCUUGUGGACAAAGACGGCGUCAGGCCCGACCCUGCAAGGACAGAGGCUGUUGUAGCCUUUGAGCCACCUCAGUCGGUCAAAGAACUGCGCACCUUCUUGGGGCUAUGCUCCUACUUUAGGCGAUUCAUCCCUCACUUUGCUGACGUCGCUUAUCACUCGACAAGCCUCCUGCACAAGAAUGCCCCAUUCGAGUGGACGCCCGAGUGUUCAGCUUCAUUUCGGCAGCUGAAGUUCUUGCUGACGUCACAGCCGAUACUCCGGCACUUCAAUCCUACCGCGCCAACAGAGGUCCACACAGAUGCAAGUGGCGUCGGUCUUGGUGCUGUGCUGGUCCAACGCUUGGAUAACAGGGAACACGUCAUCGCCUACGCAAGUCGGUCAUUAAGUAAACCCGAGCGCAACUACACGCCUGUAGCACUUCCCAGCUCACCUUUCGAACAAGUAGGCAUCGACCUGAUCGGACCGUUUCCACGUUCAUCCAAAGGCAACCGCUGGAUCAUAGUAUGCGCCGACUACCUGACUCGCUUCUGCGAGACGGCAGCACUACCCUCUGCAACUGCUGGUGAAGUGUCGCAGUUCAUGCUGCAUUACAUAAUACUUCGUCAUGGUCCCCCACGUGUGAUACUUAGCGACCGUGGCCGUCAGUUCACGGCCGAUGUGGUUGAAGAACUUCUACGUCUGUGUGCCUCCAACCUGCGGCAUUCAACGCCUUAUCACCCUCAGACCAAUGGCUUGACUGAGCGCACCAAUAGAACACUAUCAUCGCAUGUCUCACUGACGGCACUCGCCACACAGCCAAAGAUGAGCCGAAGAAACCCGGGACCGCCCCUCGAGAGACGCCUUCACACCACGUCCAUAACGAACUCGGAUCAGCUGUCGAAGGAGCGUGGUGCGCCCGGGACUGGUGUUACGCGACCUCUAACACAGUUAACGGACCUGCUACAGCAAAUGGACCCCGACCUCUCGGAAGUUAGCGUGGAACUCAAUUAUCUCAAGGACAAGAGAUCAACAUUGUCGAGACUGGACGACGCAAUUGUUGCAGUAACAGAUCAAGACAAGCUUGGCCACGAUGUCGAAACGGCACAGGAUUAUAGCGAGAAGAUCAGGUAA